Messenger RNA from Geodia barretti, 1224 nucleotides. The record is from the annotation of a GenBank genome assembly. Lineage: Eukaryota; Metazoa; Porifera; Demospongiae; Tetractinellida; Geodiidae.
UUGGUGGAGCUGACAGAAGCAGACUACCAGCAGAGAGAGGGUCAGGGGAACAAUGUGAUAACAGCACGGGUGCUGUACAACCGGGAGAUUGCCAAUCCCAUCACCGUCACGUUUUUCCCCGUCACCUACGACCGCUACCUGAACGGGCUUAACCUCGAUCUCCCAAGUUCAUUCCCAGGGAGGGAAGUUGAGGCAGACGAUGAUGACUUUAAUGGUAGUCCUAUCACAAUUACUCUGCCAAAUCCUGCCGGUGGAACCGUUCGUCAAGUGGAACUUCAAAUCCCCAUCAAUGACGACAUGAUAAAUGAACACCAGGAGACACUGGUGGGAUUCAUUGAAAUUGCCAAUGCAGUUGAUGAGGGUACCAUCCAACUCGGACGUACCGCCGCACAACUCAUUAUUGACGACAACGAUGAUAUCACAAUUGGAUUUACCGAGGAGUCUUACACAUUUACCGAGGGUCAGAGUGGGGCAUUUGUGACACUGGCCAAAGAUGCAGGGAGAAUAUCCCAGAGAACCGAUAUUGCAGCCAUGAUCUCCCUCGGACCCAGCCCCUCGGCAACCCCAGACAGCGACUUUUCCAUCACUCUCCUGGGCUCGGACAUCGAUUUCAACCCAAGCGACCAGAGCAUUAACAUUCCUCUGAGUAUUCUGGAAGACAGCCUCCCCGAGGGGGUGGAGUCGUUCACUCUCAGCGUGGUGAGUGCAGGCAAUUUCCCGUUCGGUGCCGCACGGACAGACACCUCCCCAACGACACAAGUCAUCAUUACAGACAAUGAUGGGUCUAUUGAGGUGUGUGCAGUUGUUACGAACCCACCAAUGGAUCAGCCCCUAUCAUCAUCGUUCACCCUCCUCGCCGACACACUUUCUGCCUCUGCUGUUGGUGGAUCUGACUAUACAGACUUUAGCACCGUGCUUCCUGUUUUUAACAACAACAACAGACGGAGGUGUUUCGACAUCGCUAUUCUGGAAGACGACCUCCUGGAGGCCAGUGAAAUGUUUCGAGCUUUCCUAACCCUGGUCAGCGGGAGUGGUGUAAAUGUCGAUCCUGCUGAGGCGACUAUCACCAUCACUGAUGUGGACCCUCUGACUAUUGGUCUGCAGCAGACAAUGUACACAGUUAACGAAGGGGACCCCCUCGUUAGUGUGUGUGCCGAGGUGACGAGUGGAGCAGUUGGACGGGAAACUAUAGCCUCUCUGGCGUCACAACAGAACACUGCCACA